UCCCUGAGGGAGAGACGAGCAGAGUGUGUGAUGAGACAAUAAAAGAGUUAAAGACGUUUAAACGAGGACGAUCAUUCAAAACAUGAAGUGCAGAGAAAACUUAAAGAAGGGAUUUAUCUUUAGAGCAGGAUUCCACUUCCACCAGUCCUCACUCACACACACACACACACACACACACAGCAGCUGGGUGUGUGUGUGUGUGGUGUGUUGGUAUGACUGAGUGUGAGAUAAGACAUCACUUCUAAGAAUUGACACCCUGAGAUGAUUCAAACUCGGCUUCCUGUGACACGUUUGUUUUAAAUUUGAAGUCUGAGUCAUGAUUUAAAUUCAGUUCUUUGUGUUUCCUCUUCAGUGAGACGAAGCGCUGAAAUAAAAAGUCAGUUUUAAAGUUGAGGAGAAGAAGAAGAUCAUCUCUCUCUCCCGCCUGUUUAAACCUGAGCAACACCAUUCAAAUCUAAGAACACAAUAUUGUUUUUGUUAUCAGAAGUUACGAGUGUCACCGGCACGCUGCACAAAAACAUCUGCGUAUGUCAGUGCAGCUCUGACAGUGUGCAGGUGAUUCACUCGUCUCCUCUGCACCUGUCCUACCAAACACAUCAAGUUCCUUUAAAAAGGUUUGAUGCUUUACGACUUUCAAAUAAACAAAGAGCUCAUAGCAAAGAAUCAGAAUGUUUGAAAAGCUGACAGCGAAUGAAAGAAGGUCUCACCUGAAACAUCAUCGACUCCGACUGACUGAUAGAGAGUGUGUGUGUGUGUGUGUGUGUGUGUGUGUGUGUGUGUGUGUGUCUGUGUGUGUCUGUGUGUUGUCAGGAUGUGGUCACAUGUUCUUCUUCCUCUCUCUGGUCGCCUCUUCAGACUCUCUGCUUCUUCCUCACUGUGACGAUGAUUUCAGCGAUCGAUGAGAGAAGAACUCAAACAAAGAAACAUGAAAUAAAACAAACAAACAAAAUGAAAUCUGAAGUAAAUCCAGUUUUUAUAAACUUUAAGUAGAAUACUGUGAAAUACUUUAUUGACCUCCAGGGGGACAUUUGUUGUCACAGCUUUGCACAUUUGAUUCUCAGGUUUACAUAUAUGAUAACGUAGCACAGGAAGAAACACAGACGAUGAAAGAGGCCAGUCAGCCUGGAAGCCGAGACAACAAAGCUCUUUUUUAAUAAAGUUUUAAUUGAUUGAUUUCAUGUGUAGUCUUUUUUUUUAUAUCAUAUUUGCAUUUUGUGUUUUAUUUUCUUAAAAUCGAUCAUUCCUGGAAUUAUUUUAAAUUUUUAAUUAAAUCGUUAAAUACAUUUUAUAAAAGUCUAUUAAUUUAUUAUUCACAGCGGAACCUUUGAAGAGUAGCGGUAUCUUUACAGAGACGGACCGAGGUCAGAGCCAAAAGUCAAGUUACACAAAAUGAAACCGGAAGUAAGAACGAUAAACGCGAAUAACCCUUAAAAAAAGUUUUUUAAAGCCAUUUUCCUUGAAGGUGAAACUGAACUAAAUGUAAAGAGCUAAUAAUAAACUAACGAUUAUUUAUUGCGUUGAUGUUAAUCUAAAUUAAUCACAAUUAUUACAGAAAUCUGAACUUUUAACUUUGCUUUUAUAUUUUCAAACUCGUAUUUGGGUAAUUUUUAUUUAAUUUGUCAAAUAUUUGUUAUUAUCUUUAUGUCUUAAACACUGAAAGCCUAAAAUAUUUUAUUUACAUUUCAGUCUGGAAUCUGAACUUUGCGUGAAAAAGAAGCUGUGUAUUAUUUUGAAAGGACAAAGCGGAAGUUGUCUGUCAUAAUAUUUGUAUCCGGUCCGCUCGCGCUCUCUCGUUCGUUCAGGUCAGCACGAGACUAAAGAUGUGUAUUUUAUAAAUUGAUAUUAAAGAUCAGACUGUUGAUCAGCUGAUUUAAUUUAAAUUAAAGAAUCUAAAUAAAGUUUUUUAUUUAUUUAAUCUUCGACAGCGGAAGUCACGGCGGAGUUCAUGCUAAUGCUAAAGCUAACAAACACAGUUAGCUCUCUUUUUUCAAAACUUCUCUGGAUGUUGUUCUCAGGUUUGUCCAACAUGUGGCGGUGACGGCGCCGACUGUAGGAGACGUCAUGUUGUCUCACAUCAGAAGGACUUUGUCUCUUGUGAGAGGCUGCUCGGGUGUUUGCAGGAUUCAAACCAGCACAAAUCCAGCUCGGAGCUCCUCCUCCUUCAGUGACCUCACUACGGCGUCUGACAGUGGCGGGCUGGUCCUUCGCUCUCAGUCUACAGACGUGUACCUGAAUCUGGCCCUGGAGGACUGGAUCGACGCUAACCUGGACCUGCAGCAGCGUAGCGUCCUGCUGCUGUGGGGGAACCAGCCUGCCGUGGUCAUUGGACGCCACCAGAACCCGUGGACCGAGUGCAACCUGCCAGCAAUGAGGAAGGCGGGGAUCCCCCUGGCUCGCAGGCGGAGCGGCGGUGGGACGGUUUACCACGACCUCGGGAACCUCAACCUGACGUUCUUCACCUCCAAAAAGGCGUACGACCGUCAGAGGAACCUGAAGGUCGUCACAGACGCUCUGAGGAGGAUCAGACCGGAACUCGACGUCAAGGCCACCGAGAGAUUUGACAUCUUACUCAACGGACACCUGAAGAUCUCAGGAAGUGCGUCCAGACUGAGCAGGAAGUCGUCUUACCAUCACUGCACCCUGCUGCACUCUGCUGACCGCUCCACCCUCUCUGCCUCGCUCCGCCCAUCUUGUCCCGGUAUCCUUAGCAACGCCACGCCCAGCGUCCCCUCACCUGUCGCCAACCUGGUUGACCACGCCCCCACGCUGCAGUGGGAGGAGCUGCUGGACGCACUGGAGCACCAGUACAACACAGAGUUCGGCUUCAGCGCUGCAUCAACGCUUGUUAACCCCGCUGACGAGGCUGCGUUUCCUGGUCUCAGCCGGAUGGAGGCGGAGCUUCGAUCCUGGGACUGGACUUUCAGUAAGACGCCGAAAUUCAGCAUCCAGACCGUCCUGGACCUGACGGAUGCUCGAUCUGCUCGCAGCUCCGCCCAGCUGAACAUGGAGAUAAAGAGCGGCUUGAUUGAGAGCUGCCAGCUGGACGUUCCCA
Labrus bergylta (ballan wrasse) is the source of this 3052-nucleotide messenger RNA. The record is from RefSeq and is a predicted model, not a curated record. NCBI's taxonomy places the organism in Eukaryota, Metazoa, Chordata, Actinopteri, Labriformes, Labridae.